AUGGAUAAUCUCAAGGAAUUACUUGCACCAAAAACAUUUAACAGAGUCAGCCAUGCCGCAGUUGUUGUUUGGAUUCUAAUCGGUGUAAUCUUCCUUGGAAUUUUUGCAGACGCAGAAAGCAGCGAAUCCAGGUAUGAUUUCCGCUGUGGCGGGGCAAACAGUGAAAACAUCGACCUUGUACGUGGAAGAUGUUUCGAGUUAUACGAGAAGCAGUAUAACAAACACGAUGUUGCUACCUAUGGCUUCGUCACCAUGAACUUUUUCCUCAUUGCAACUGUCUGUGCUAUUUACUCCCAAAUAGCGAGCCCUACAGUCGAUCGACUGUCGACAAGCGCUCGGAACGAUGAUCUCGAGAGACAGUCGCCCGACCAAGAGAAAGCUGGAAAAAAGCUCUUUAUCGCUUACUGCUCUCAGCUUGUCGCAAGGAUUGUUUUAGGAGUUCUCUUUAUGGUCCUACAAACUCAGGUUCUUUACCCUCGGGACUUUCCCUCCAGCUUUUCUUGUCAUCUAACCUCUGAGGGGAAUCAGCCAAGGAAUUCUACUGGCGUUAUGCAAAACUCCACCUUAACCUUGCACGAGUGUCAUAAUCAGCGAGCAACUAAGAAAAACUCUUGGAUGCGCGCUGUUCUUAUCGUGAACGGGAUUUUUCUCUUUGGAAUUCUGAUGGAAACCGUCUAUAUUUUGCUACGUGCGUGGAAAGAAAACAGUUUCAUGAAAAAUUCAAACUUUCUAAAAGCUCACCUGAAUCCCUUCCAUGGCAACUCACAAAAUGCUACCACCGCGACCGCAUUAAAACCAGAUCCUGAAAAACCCCGAAAACCACCGCUUCAGGAAUUCAUCGAGAAUACAAAGAGAAUUAUUAAAGAAGAGACAAAUAAACCUCCCCAACUCCGGUCGCCUUUUUCAAGUACUCACGGCGAAGGACGCCCAGCUAAACAUUUGACUCUGGAUCAGAUUUACACUAAACUUGUCGUUGUUCCAGACAUGGCUAAUUAUGACUUUACUGGAGACAGACAGCAGAAACUCGAAGUCUACGCCAGAUCGGGUGAGAAAAGCACAACACCUAGAGGGCCGGAGGACAUUAUUAACCACGAAAACAAAAAAGUGUUGAUUGUUGGUCGUCCCGGAAUCGGAAAGACACUUUGUUGUUCCAAAGUUCUCAGGGACUGGGCAUUAAACAAAGUAUUUCAUAAAACAUCUGAUGCUAAACUCCAUUUUGAUGCUUCUUUCUUCAUCAAAUUCAGAGCAUUCAACGCUGCAGCCGACCUAAGCCUCAGGGAACUGCUCACUUUGUCAGAACAUUCCCCCUCAAAACACAUGGAUGAUGAAGUCUGGAAUUACGUCCUUGAGAACCCCCAGAAAGUUCUCCUUGUUUUCGAUGGAAUCGAUGAAUUUAAACAGAAUUCAAAGAUCGGCGAGGAAAAUUUCGAUCCUAAAUUCAGAAACCAUGUAGACGAGAAGAUGCCUUUGUCUGCUCUUUACGAGAAGCUUGCGUCUGGGAAACUUCUCAACGGAGCUGCCGUUUUGACAACCACAAGACCGACGGCUUUGUCAUGCAUUGAACGUCUUUCUUUCGACAAAGUCUUUGAGAUCCUCGGCUUCUCAUCCGAACAAGUCGAAGAAUACGUAACCAAAUUUGCCGAAGAAGACAAGCAUGCGGGCGAAACAAUAUGGCGACACAUCGGCGGCAACAGGAACAUUCUCUCUCUAUGCUAUAUUCCUGCGAGUUGCUUCAUCAUUUGCUCAAGUCUAUUUCAAAUGGUGAAGUUCUAUGGUUCUAAGAGUCUAAGCCUACCAACGAAAUUAACAGAUAUUUACAAGAAAGCAGUGAAAAUUUUUUACUUAGGCCACAACGAAGAAUUCCGUGGCAAGUAUUUCACCCGUGAAGACUUUGAAUCAGACGAUUUGCCCCCUGAAGUGGAAGAGAAAUUCGAGAAACUGGAAAAAAUGGCAUUUGAUGGAAUUAAAGAAGGAAGGCUAGUCUUUGGAGGAAAUGAAGUACGCGGAAUGGAAGACAGCGCUCUUUUUCACCGCUUACUUGACCGUGAUACUGCUGCGUUAAAACGUGAAAAACAAUUCUGUUUUAUCCAUUUAACAAUGCAAGAGUUUUUCGCUGCGAGGCACCUAGCGAACAUGAGUGAAACAGAAUUGAGGAACUUUGUUUCAAAUAACAUCGAGGACGGAAAAUGGCAGCUGGUUUUUCAGUUUCUAGCAGGACUAAUGAACGAGGAAGAAAACCUACCGAGUGAAAUCAUCACAGACCUUCUUCCUGUAGAAACUGAAGAGAAAGAAAGCCAGUUCUACGACGAAGAGUGGCCAGAGGAUACGGAGCCAAGGGAAGUAAUGUGUUGGCCUACUAAAGACAAAAAAUAUUUAGCAGUGACAUUAUUUAAAUGUGUUAACGAAAACAGUGAGAUGGAGGAAAUAGUUCAGAGAAAACUACAGCAUAUUAACUUUAUUUCGGUAGAUUUUGUUGAUUGUCAACUCACACCUGUUGAUUGUGCUUCAUUGGUUACUGUAAUUAAGAAUGUUCAACAAAUUUCACAUUUAAAUUUGGCUCACAAUAACUUUGGUUCAUUAGGUUGUUUUGAGAUUUGUAAGUUGUUAAAAUGUAGUAAAUCUCAACUGAGCUGGUUAGGCCUCACAGGAAAUCAAUUGACAGAUAAAGCAGCAAAGUAUUUAGCUGAAGCCAUCAACAACAACAACUGUCAGCUACGCACGUUACACCUCGAAGGAAAUAACAUCUCACACGUUGGAGCACAGCACUUGGCUGACGCCAUCAACAACAACAACUGUCAGCUACGCACGUUAAACCUCUCAAUAAAUAACAUCUCACACAUUGGAGCACAGCACUUGGCUGACGCCAUCAACAACAACAACUGUCAGCUACGCACGUUUAACCUCUCAGUAAAUAACAUCUCAGACAUAGGAGCACAGCACUUGGCUGAAGCCAUGAAAGACAACAACUGUCAGCUACGCACGUUAAACCUCUACAGAAAUAACAUCUCACACAUUGGAGCACAGCACUUGGCUGACGCCAUCAACAACAACAACUGUCAGCUACGCACGUUAAACCUCUCAUACAAUAACAUCUCACACAUUGGAGCACAGCACUUGGCUGAAGCCAUCAACAACAACAACUGUCAGCUACGCACGUUAAACCUCUCAUACAAUAACAUCUCACACAUUGGAGCACGGCACUUGGCUGAAGCCAUCAAUAACAACAACUGUCAGCUACGCACGUUAAUCCUCGAAGGAAAUAACAUCCCACACAUUGGAGCACAGCACUUGGCUAAAGCCAUCAAAAACAACAACUGUCAGCUUCGCACGUUAAACCUCACACACAAUAACAUCUCACACAUUGGAGCA
Molecule: messenger RNA, 3369 nt
Organism: Pocillopora verrucosa
Lineage: Eukaryota; Metazoa; Cnidaria; Anthozoa; Scleractinia; Pocilloporidae
Source: RefSeq, a predicted model, not a curated record